This is a messenger RNA of Acanthopagrus latus (yellowfin seabream), 2507 nucleotides long. Its product is annotated as acidic mammalian chitinase-like. The transcript has 11 exons. Gene Ontology annotation, molecular function: chitin binding; chitinase activity. Gene Ontology annotation, cellular component: extracellular region. NCBI's taxonomy places the organism in Eukaryota, Metazoa, Chordata, Actinopteri, Spariformes, Sparidae. Gene Ontology annotation, biological process: chitin catabolic process; carbohydrate metabolic process. Bases 903 to 2354 code for a protein of 483 amino acids. The record is from RefSeq and is a predicted model, not a curated record.
AAUGCUGAUUGUUACUGAAGGUACACAGAUUUAGUUUGUUGAGAGAUUUAUUGAUAGUCAUUUUUUCUGUAUACAACGUAUAAAUGUGACUGUUUCUGUCUAAAUAAGUAAAUGCUACAAAUUACAAAUAAACUUGCAAAAAUAUCCCCUUUAAUGUGCAAACUAAAACUGGACUUUAACAGAUGGUGCAUAAACAAUAGCUUUGAAUGUAAAUUACCAUCUUCAGUGUCUGUUAAUUAAGAUUUAAAUUGUACAGCUAGUGUACAACUAAUUCAGUAAUCCACAUCUCAUUACAAACACUGCUGAGCCACAUUCAAGGACAAAAAAAUCCUUUGUGUUGCAAUAAGACGAACAGCGUAGUUCCUUCCAAGGCCAGACUAUCUGUAUUAAGUGAUAUUUACCUAUGUCUGAAGUUGAUAAGGCAUGUCGCGGAGAACGUAAGGACGACUGCGUAAACAUCCGUAUCAAACAGCUUAUGUAAAUGGAAAAUGGUGCAACGUGAAUCUUGCUGGCGAAAAAUGAUUUGGUUUUGAGUGAACCUCACCAAGAAAUCAUAAAAAUUAGAUACAUUUAAGUAAUCAUUAAGCAGAAAUGUACCCACAGUACUGAUAAAACGUGCAGGCAAGGUAUAAACCAAACAAGUGUUGCCUGGCCAACAACAAUAACCUUGACAAUAUCUCACUUAAUCGGAUCACAUUAUUAUCGAAAGGCGCUUGAAGGUUAUCGGUGCCUUCCGCCAAUCCAACGUGACACUGGUGUUAAGCAAACAAAUGAGUUUGACUUUUGAGUUUUGCUGAGUAGUAAGACCACAUCAGAUAUGUUUUAGAGAUAUUGCAGAUAUGAGGAGGAACUCACGAGUAUAAAAGAGUCUUCUGGUCUUCAGUUCAUUGUACAGAGGCACCAUGGGCAAGCUACUUAUCUGCGUCGGACUGGCUCUCCUGCUGCAUGUGCAGCUAGGCUCAUCCUACAUCCUCUCCUGUUAUUUCACUAACUGGGCACAGUACCGCCCCGGAGCAGGAAAGUAUUUUCCCACCAACAUUGACCCAUGUCUCUGUGACCAUCUCGUCUAUGCCUUUGCUGGCAUGAACAACAACAUGAUCACGACCUACGAGUGGGACGACGAGAAGCUCUACGGACAGUUCCAGGCCCUGAAGAACGAGAACAGCAACCUGAAGACUCUGCUGGCCAUCGGAGGAUGGAACUUUGGUACUGCAAAGUUCACCACUAUGGUUUCCUCUCCUGCCAAUCGUCAGACCUUCAUUAACAGCGUGAUCACUUUCCUGCGUCAGUACCAGUUUGAUGGUCUGGAUCUUGACUGGGAGUACCCUGGCUCUCGUGGCUCCCCAGCUGCAGACAAGGAGCGCUUCACUGUCCUGGUCCAGGAGCUGUUGACCGCCUUCGAGGCAGAGGGCAAGAAGACCAACCGCCCCCGUCUGAUGGUGACCGCUGCCGUCGCUGCUGGAAAGGGAACCAUCGACUCUGGAUACCAGAUCGCCCAGCUCGGAGCUGUGCUGGACUACUUCCACGUCAUGACCUAUGACUUCCAUGGUUCUUGGGAGCACAACGUUGGAGAGAACAGCCCUCUGUACAAGGGCCCUGCUGACCAGGGAUCCAUGAUCUACUUCAAUGUGGACUAUGCCAUGAACUACUGGAAGAGCAAUGGUGCCCCAGCUCAGAAGCUGCUGGUUGGUUUCCCCACCUAUGGCCACACCUUCCGCCUGGCUUCCUCCAACACAGCUGUCGGUGCUCCCGCCAGUGGACCCGGAGCUGCUGGACCUUUCACCCGUCAGGCUGGCUUCUGGGCCUACUAUGAGAUCUGUACUUUCCUGAAGCAAGGAGCCACUCAGGCUUGGGACAGCCCCCAGCAGGUGCCAUAUGCCUACAACCAGGGAACCUGGGUUGGAUAUGACAAUGUUAAGAGCUUCCAGGUUAAGAUUCAGUGGUUGAAGCAGAACGGUUUUGGUGGAGCCAUGGUGUGGAGUUUGGAUCUCGAUGACUUCAGCGGCACUUUCUGUGGCCAGGGAAAAUACCCCCUGAUCAGCACCAUCAAGAGUGGACUGGGAACUGGAGCUUCCUGCAGUGCUCGUCCUGACCCCCUGCCUCCAGUCCAACCAACCAAGCAGCCUCUGCCCGGCGGUGGUGGCAGCAGUGGUGGCAGCAGCAGUGGUGGCAGCAGCAGUGGUGGCAGCAGCAGUGGAGGAUCUGGCUUCUGCGCUGGCAAGACUAAUGGACUUUACCCGGACCCAACCAACAAAAACCACUUCUACGAGUGCAACCAGGGAGAGACCUACAUCCAGCACUGUGCCGUCGGCCUGGUGUUCGAUGACAGCUGCAAGUGCUGCAACUGGGCUUAAACAAUCCAUGAUCAGACUUCAUACUGGUUGUUCUUAAGUCAGAGCUGGGUCAACAGUCAUGUAACAUCAGCUCCUUUAACAACAGCCCAUUCAAAAACAGCUCUGUAACACCUGUCACUGAUGUCACUGAAAUAAACAUCACAUUUAAAGCAA